This is a messenger RNA of Suricata suricatta (meerkat), 2617 nucleotides long. RefSeq names its product mesenchyme homeobox 1 (gene MEOX1). Gene Ontology annotation, molecular function: DNA-binding transcription factor activity, RNA polymerase II-specific; RNA polymerase II cis-regulatory region sequence-specific DNA binding. Gene Ontology annotation, biological process: positive regulation of transcription by RNA polymerase II. Lineage: Eukaryota; Metazoa; Chordata; Mammalia; Carnivora; Herpestidae. Gene Ontology annotation, cellular component: nucleus. The record is from RefSeq and is a predicted model, not a curated record. The coding region runs from base 46 to 810 and encodes 254 amino acids. The transcript is spliced from 3 exons.
AAUCAAAAUCUUGAAAAGACUGAGGCGUGCAGCAGCGGACAGCAGAUGGACCCCGUGGCCAGCAGCUGCAUGAGGACCCCCCACCCCCCGGCCCCGGUCUGGGGCUGCCUUCGAAAUCCCCACUCUGAAGGCGGUGGGGCCCCAGGGCUGCCCCAAUACCCCCCGACGCCGUUCUCCUUCCACCAGAAGCCAGACUUCCCGGCAACAGCGACGGCAGCGUACCCCGACUUCUCGGCCUCCUGCCUGGCGGCCACCCCGCACAGCCUUCCCCGGGAGGAGCGCGUCUUCACCGAGCAGCACCCCGCUUUUCCGCAGCCCCCCGACUGGCACUACCCUGUCUCAGAGGCCAGGCGCAGGCUCAACCCGGGCCCAGCUGGGGGCUCCAGGGACAUGGGGGCCAGCAGCCCAGGCCUGGUGGACACCACGGGAGGCCCAGGCGAGGACUACGACAUCCCGGGGAGCACCGCCAACACGGCCGAGAAGAAGUCGACCAGAAGGAAGAAGGAGAGCUCAGACAACCAGGAGAGCCGAGGGAAGGCUGAUGGCAGCAACAAGGCUCGAAAGGAGAGGACAGCCUUCACCAAGGAGCAGCUCCGGGAGCUCGAGGCCGAGUUUGCUCACCAUAACUACCUGACCCGGCUCCGGAGAUACGAGAUCGCUGUGAACCUGGACCUCUCGGAGCGGCAGGUCAAAGUGUGGUUCCAGAACCGAAGGAUGAAGUGGAAGCGUGUGAAAGGGGGUCAGCCAAUCUCCCCCAACGGGCAGGACCCAGAGGACGGAGACUCUGCCGCCUCUCCAAGUUCAGAGUGAGAUUCUCCAUGGAAGAACAAAAGACUGAGGACUGAACCCCCUACCCAACUCCCUUCACCCCAGUCUUCACCCCAACCCCACCUUCACCUCCACCCACCCACCCCAGGGCAACCUCUCCACGUGUUGCAGUGACUCUUAAACAUGAAGCUGUCCACCAUUUCUGGGAGCCUUGAAGUUUCCCAGAAAGUCCUAGCCAGUUUUGCUCUGCCUUAGCAGCCCCUUCCCUAAGACCGUCGCUUCCCACAUUUCUUUCGGAAUCAAACGGCGGCCUGACUAGACCGGACCUGAGCGACUCUGGGGAACAGCUCUGGGCACACCACCGCUCAGGGUAUCUCGGCUGCCGCCUACACCUCCCGCUGCCACCUUCCUCCACACCAGCCAGACCUCCUCCAGAUCUGGACUCCCCCUGGUCUGCUGGCAGAGGAGCCCUGGGACCAACUAGUGACCCGUGAAAGCAAAUGUUCCAAAAACAAGGAAACGACUAGGACACACACACACACACACCCUGGACCGCCCUUCCUUUCUGGGUUCCAUAGCUGAGACUUUGGGAAUCUGUCCCCAAACCCCACGGAGAAUCAGUGUGAAGAGGGUUGAAGACAGACACUCAGCCCUUGUCUCCCAAACCUGUUGCCUGGGUGGGCAAGUUUACGACACUGGCUGGAAGCAAACUGUCGGAAAACCAGCCUGGCGUGGGUGGUGCCUGUGCAAGCCGGUCCGCACGGACUUGACUGGGUGGCUGAGAACAGACCCAGGACAACGCUUCCUCAGAGUCCUUGCAGGGAUGUGGCUGGGACCGCUGAGCAGCCAUUUCUUUUCAAUCCCAGAUGAAAACCUACCCAGAUGCUCACGUUAUUGAGUCGAGGGCUGGAAAGUGUGUUCUGAGCACGCAGGGAUCACACUAGGGCCACUGAGUGAGGACCUAGAAGUUCGGAUCCCUGGAGUGGAAGUACCCUGUGCUUUCAAAGGACACCGUCUGCAAACGGGAACCAAAACACAAUCCCCCUUUCUCCAUGGGAUGGAUCCGAGCCCUUCCGACCUGUCCCACAGUCACUGUCGUUAAGGGAGGAGCUGCUAAGUUUACAUACGGGGACCGCCCAGAUCUUCUGGAAUGACCCUCCGGGGACUGAUGGCCAAACAGCCUGGGGUCACUGGAGCCUUGGAGAGAGACCUCAGCCUGCCUUGUACUCUGCCUCCCAACACCAGCUGGUGUUGCAGAGGGAGGUCAGCAAGAGUUUGGGGCUCUUGUGUGUAGAUUUAAUCACUCACAUAAAAAAAGAACCCCACCUCCCCAUCCUGCAAGGACAAACGCUGGGGAAAAUGAUUGCCAAAUGAGAUGGCUGGUUAGAGCAUGGGUAAUUUUUUUCUAAAGCAUAUUUCAUAUAUUUUCUUAAGAUGACAUCAAGUUAACUGUGCAAGGUUAAUUCACUUAGUAAGAAACUCUUGGAGAAAUAAGUCAAUAAAAAAGCCAAGUUCCCAGGCCUUUCUCCUUGCAGAGCUGAGAACCACACUCUCUCUCUACGUGCAACCCUGUGAUGCUCGUGUGGUGAUCGCCCCAACAAGGUUGAGAAACAAAGAAAAAGGGGAAGAAAUCACUUAGACCAAGGUACCCCCUCCUUAGGGUCUUCAAAAUGUGGAGGUGCAAAUAUAAUGCUUGUAAAAAGAAAUGUUCUUCUGUGCAACCUCAUCGUCUUCAUUUCUCCUUGUAAAAUUUUUAGCUGUCCGUUUCCCUGACCUAUGGCUUAUCAAAUAAUUGAAGUUCUAUAAACAAAAGAUGGAUUCUUUUGUUAAUAAAGGAAUCUUGACCACA